Protobothrops mucrosquamatus (brown spotted pit viper) is the source of this 2003-nucleotide messenger RNA. It is a transcript of the gene FRMD3, whose product is annotated as FERM domain containing 3. The transcript has 14 exons. Gene Ontology annotation, molecular function: cytoskeletal protein binding. NCBI's taxonomy places the organism in Eukaryota, Metazoa, Chordata, Lepidosauria, Squamata, Viperidae. The coding region runs from base 1 to 1794 and encodes 597 amino acids. The record is from RefSeq and is a predicted model, not a curated record. Gene Ontology annotation, cellular component: cytoskeleton.
AUGUUCGCUCCCUGCGAGUGCGUGAGGCGAGGGGGCAGAAGGACCAUGAAAAUGAUCCGGUUCCGGAGCUCGAGCAUCAGGUCGCUGAGCCAGGAGAUGAAAUGCACCAUCCGUCUGUUGGACGACUCGGAGAUCUCCUGCCACAUCCAGAGAGAGACCAAAGGCCAGUUUCUCAUAGAUCAUGUUUGCAAUCACUACUGUUUGCUAGAAAAAGACUAUUUUGGCAUUCGCUAUGUGGAUUCUGAAAAACAGCGGCAUUGGCUUGAGCCCAAUAAAUCUAUCUUCAGGCAAAUGAAAUCUCAUCCACCAUAUACCAUGUGCUUUAGAGUGAAAUUCUACCCGCAUGAACCCCUGAAGAUUAAGGAAGAGCUCACCAGGUACCUUUUAUACCUCCAAAUCAAAAGAGAUAUUUUCCAUGGCCGUUUGCUGUGUGGGUUUUCUGAUGCUGCUUACCUGGGAGCGUGCAUUAUUCAAGCUGAACUAGGUGAUUAUGAUUCUGAUGAACAUGUGGAUAAUUACGUCAGUGAAUUUAAGAUCUUCCCUAAACAAUCUCAAAAGCUGGAAAGAAAAAUUGGUGAAAUACAUAAAAAUGAAUUCAGGGGCCAGAGUCCAGCUGUUGCUGAAUUUAAUUUAUUAUUAAGAGCACAUUCAUUAGAAACCUAUGGUGUUGAUCCUCAUCCUUGCAAGGAUUCAACUGGGACCACAACAUUUUUAGGAUUCACAGCCACAGGUUUUGUGGUUUUCCAGGGAAAUAAAAGGAUACAUUUGCUAAAAUGGUCUGAUGUCUGUAAACUGAAGUUUGAAGGGAAGACAUUUUAUGUGAUUGCAAUUCAGAAGGAGAAAAAGGCUAUGUUAUCAUUCCAUACUUCUACACCAGCAGCUUGCAAGCAUCUCUGGAAAUGUGGUGUGGAGAAUCAGGCUUUUUACAAGUAUGCAAAAUCAAGCCAAAUCAAAACCAUGUCCAGCAGCAAAAUAUUUUUUAAAGGCAGCAGAUUUAGAUACAGUGGAAAAGUUGCAAAAGAAGUUGUUGAAGCAAGUUCAAAGAUCCAGAGGGAGCCUCCAGAAGUACACAGAACCAACAUUACUCAAAGUCGUAGCUCUUAUUCUUUGAGCAAACAACUCAUAAUUAACAUGGAACCUCUGCAGCCUCUCCAUCCAUCACCAGAUGACCAGGAAGAGGUUCUUUCUGAUGAAGGAAUCCAGCUGCCGAAAGAAGAUGACAUUUCUCUCCCUGUGAUAUCAAGCUCUCCAACUAAAGAAACAGAUGAUGGUUCAGAUCUUUCAGUUGAGGAGGGUGAGAAAAUCAAAGAGGAGCCUUUAAUAAUUUCAGAAUUGAUCUACAGUCCAAGCACCAGCUUGCUCCCCACUCCUGUUAACGAUGAGGAGAUAGACCUUCUCUUUCAAACUUCUCCAAGGGCAGAAAAUGGGAAAGAAGAUACAGAUUCAUUUGAGGAACUGGAGGCGGAUGAAAAUGCAUUUUUGGUUGCAGAGGAGGAAGAGUUGAAGGAAGCCCGGAAAGCACUUAGGUGGAGCUAUGACUUUUUGAUGGGUAACUUGAAGGUAAAUGCUGCUGUGAAGAGUUUUUCCAGAUUUCUUUUUGUUGGGCUUGGGGUAUUGCUUGUAGUUUUCCCUCUACUACUUGUCCUUCUGGAAUCAGACCUUGACAUCUCCUUCCUCCAUGAAAUUCGCCAGACACCAGAGUUUCAACAGUUUCACAUUGAAUAUUACUGUCCUCUCAGACAGUGGAUAGCCUGCAAAGUAGACUUCAUUAGCCAUUUGUUUGGCAGCUCUUAAACAUAAAAAAACGUGCAAAACUAAGGGCUAUAUUCAAAACUAGUGAAUUUUAGUCAGUAGUUAGGUGCUCAUAAACAUCCUGCAGGUUAUCUUCAAUUAGUUCUUUAUUUUGAUAGACGAUAACUUCAAAAUUCUUACAUUUACUUUUCAUAAUUGAAUAAUUGAUGUAGUAGUGGCCUUUAAGUAACCAAAAAGCAGUCUUUGUUUUU